Rosa rugosa (rugosa rose) is the source of this 1410-nucleotide messenger RNA. RefSeq lists its product as uncharacterized. The transcript has a single exon. Bases 1 to 1410 code for a protein of 469 amino acids. NCBI's taxonomy places the organism in Eukaryota, Viridiplantae, Streptophyta, Magnoliopsida, Rosales, Rosaceae. The record is from RefSeq and is a predicted model, not a curated record.
AUGAUGAAGGCAUUUCUUGAGAAGUAUUUCCCUACAUCUCGCAUCAUCAUGCUUAGGAAGAAGAUAAGUGGGAUCCAACAAGGGCAAGAUGAGUCCUAUGCAGAGUACUAUGAAAGGUUCAAGUCUCUUGUCACUCAAUGCCCUCAACAUGGCAUGAAGGAUGAGACCUUGCCCACUUGUUUCUAUGAUGGGCUCACAAGUUUGGAAAGAGACAUGCUAGAUGCAGCUUCUGGUGGAUCAUUUGUUGACAAGGAACCUGCGGCUGGAAUGGUCUUAAUUGAGAAUAGGGCCUUGAAUCAACAACAAUAUGGAAGCUCUAGGCCCAAAGCCACACGUGAAAAGGUCCAUGAGGUAAGUACUUUAGCUCAAUUGGAAGAUAAAAUUAACAAACUUACUUCUCUUGUGUCUCAGGGAACGCAUGGACAAGUCAUGGUGUGUGGAGUAUGUUCUAUGCAAGGGCAUGUGUCUGACCAAUGCCCUCAACUCAUGGAACAUGGAGGACUUGAAGGUGUCAACGCCAUAGGGUUCCAACAAGGGUACCAACGUCCUAGGAAUGAUCCAUUCUCAAACACCUACAACCCUAGAUGGAGAGACCACCCAAAUUUUCGUUGGAAGGACAAUGAGAACGUUCAAAGUGCACCUCAAGGCUUCCAACAACGUCCUCAAGGCUUUUAUCAAAAGCCUCAAGUCCCUAACCCUGCUCCUUUUAAUUCGAAUUUCAAUUCAAAUGCUUCUUCUUCUUCUAAUGAUGAAUUGAUCAAAACUCUAACUAAAUCUACUCAAGCUUUUAUUGCAAGUCAAACUCAUCAUGGGAACCAAAUCGAUGCCAUAUCCACGGAUGUAGCAGAGAUGAAGAAGCAAAUGAGCCAAGUUUUGGAGUUCAUGGGUAAGUUUCAUGAGCAAGGUAAGCUACCAAGUGGAACCAUCCCAAAUCCUCACUUUGAGCAAGCCAAGGCCAUGACUACAAGGAGUGGUAAGACCCUUGUAGACCCUCCUAAGCCUCAAAAGAAGGUCCCAACGUCAACAUUAGAGGAGGAUGAGGACCCUGCAACGUCUAAGGCUCAAGUGACAUCUCCACCUUCAAAUGCAAAACCGAAAACUCAAGGUAAUGUUUCUAACUCUUUCAAUUCGGUUAUUGCUAAUCAAUCUUCUUCUCCCUUACCUUUCCCAAGCAAAUUUGCCAAGUCCAAGAAGGAUGAGGCCGAAAAGGCUAUCUUGGAAACCUUCAAGAAGGUGCAAGUGAAUAUCCCUCUCCUUGAGGCUAUAAAGCAAAUUCCUAAGUAUGCCAAAUUCUUGAAGGAGCUUUGCACCACAAGGAGACAAAACCGUGAGAAAGAAGUGGUGAAUGUAAGUGAGAAUUUCUUUCUUAUAUAUGUGAGCCAUAUGAGUGAAUACGUUUUUAAGCAUUAG